GAAACACAGGGGCUUGCUAGACUGAAUCUAGACCGCAGCGUUGUGUCGGUUUUGGAGCCCGUUGACGAGAAUCGCGAGUCCAUUGAGAGUCAGAGUGGGACGGGGACGCCAGUGAUACCUCCCAUCAGCCAGGACAUGUUUUCGUUAUUACUCGACCCAGGCGAGUCUCUGGAGAGCCCAGCUACCGAUCUUACGGUUCCAUCCACAGAAGAAAUGCCAAGGGAACUCAACCCUUUGCACUCUCGGACGGCAGACGCCUCGACUUUGUCUCCAACCUAUAUUCAAUGACAGGUCGUUCGCCUAUCAAUAUACUUCCACGGCACUCGAGUCUUGACUACAUUACCAUUCACGAUCACGAGCUCCCAGACGGGGCCCUGGUUCGGCAUCACCAGUGGGGCUGGUCAUCAGAGACGGAUAUCGUGCGUGCGCGGCCCUCUGUACCUGGAAACGUUGGAGCCGGCCACAGCGAGCCCGAACUCUCAAAUACAGCAUUUGCACGCAACUUUUGGCGCCAGCCGGUGAUCAUGGAGUCGCCGCCCAAUCUCGCAUCUUUGGAAACCGACAUCGAAACCACCAUCUACGCCCCUGAGUUCGAUAUGACGAAACGGCGAUCUGCUCUCACGAUCUUGGAAGAUGUGCAGAUAAGCAGCGACUCAGAUAGGCAGAGAAUCCGGUCACAAAUGAGCUUCUCAAGCUUUUCGGAGCUGGUUCAGGAAGAUGGCAUGAGGAGUCCUGGGAGUGCCGAGACAGAGGAAAGGCCAACGCGAUUUUACACUCCAGACUGUCAGCCAGCUCACCAAUUUCCUAUUUCUACAAAUGACACAGAGUCAACAACAACGGCCAAAUCCAACUCUUCACUACGCUUCACGCCCGUCAUGACUGUGGUUGAUGUCCAGCCUUUGCCACCAGCAGAAGGGUCCCAGACACCGGAUGAAGAGACAACUCCUCAGUUACCCAUCAAUCGUGGCCCGGUAUUCUCCACGAGACUAUCCAGCUCAUACUUGUUCUCUGACUCUUCCGACCUCAUGUCUCAGCCAAAGUCAGAAGACUGGCUGCGACAGCGUGUGCCCAAGGUGACGCUCACCAACAAUAACUCGAUUGAACGGAUCUUGUUGGCAAGGCGUUCAGAACUGGCAACGGCGUCUAUCAACGAAAACAGUGCCCAGGGGACAUCUUCUCCUCCAGUUCGCGAUGAGCUGUUACCGCAACACCACAUACCUCGCACUGAAUCACACCGCGAGCUCGUUCGUCGAUAUAAAGAGCUAUGCGAGACUCGCGAUCGCGAGCUUGAGGUUCUCUUGGAACGCCUAGAGCGUCUCGAAAGCAACAGCGAUCGCUGGUUGAACGCUAUCCUGCCAAUGUUUGAGAGCAUAUCGCAGAGGUUGAAGACGCCCACAUCAGAAUACCACAAUACCUCGCUUACACAGAUCGAGUCGCCAGUGCCGCACGAGGCCGCCCCAGCCAGCGAUUUACGGGGUCAUUUUGGCAGUGUAAACAGUGUGCACCAAUAUGAGAGCGGGCACUUUUUACAUGCCAAUUCUGCUACGCAUCAUCCACAACAGCACCGCCAGCGUCAUAACUCCAUCCCGCCUAUUAGCAACCAUCUCGGGAGAGGUCCUUUCACACAUAGCAAUCAGCAGCAGCACUUGCGCGCUCAUUCUUACGGCGGCACUGGCGCUUUCCAAGGCCAUCUCUCUGAUCUCACUUUCGAUUCAGAAGAUGACUCGUUUGUGGCAAACAACAAUGGCGGGAGUGGAUACGGUACGGGCGUCGCGGUCGACAGGCUUCCCUCGCGCCACGGAGAACAGAUCUUUGCAACAAGCGUCGACUUUGCCUCGCGCACGGCUACACUGCAAACACAUGCGAAGCAAUAUCAAGAUCGUGUUGGCGGUCGUACGGUUCCAAGGAAUGAGAAUUUAUCUCUAACAGGUCUCGAGACUCUCGAGCCCGUGAUGAGAGACGUGAUGGGAGGUGCGCAGUUCGACCUGGACAAGGAAUCGCAAUUAUCAGAUGCCGAAGAGGAUACCAUCUGUUGAGAUGAAGAAAUAUGAGGCGAUAGAGAGGAAAUCUGAAGACUGAUUUAUACGAAAACGAAUAUUAUGAGGGUUGAACAAGACGAACGCUGUUUAUUGGAGUUAGGUAGGUGAUAGAUACAAACUCAGGGUUGAUAGGUGGCCUAGAGAUAAUGACAUGGGAUUUAGCAGACGAGCAUUGCACUGCCAUCCCUAGGUGUCACUAGCAACCGCUCCAUAUCUCAUCUGAAAACUAAUACCACUUUGCCCAUUAAAUCCCGG
This is a messenger RNA of Lasiosphaeria miniovina, 2294 nucleotides long. RefSeq lists its product as uncharacterized. NCBI's taxonomy places the organism in Eukaryota, Fungi, Ascomycota, Sordariomycetes, Sordariales, Lasiosphaeriaceae. The record is from RefSeq and is a predicted model, not a curated record. The coding region runs from base 285 to 2036 and encodes 583 amino acids. The transcript is spliced from 2 exons.